Molecule: messenger RNA, 3031 nt
Organism: Salvia miltiorrhiza (redroot sage)
Lineage: Eukaryota; Viridiplantae; Streptophyta; Magnoliopsida; Lamiales; Lamiaceae
Product: ADP-ribosylation factor GTPase-activating protein AGD3-like
Exons: 19
Coding region: 327-2762 (811 amino acids)
Cellular component (GO): cytoplasm
Molecular function (GO): protein binding; GTPase activator activity
Source: RefSeq, a predicted model, not a curated record
AGAAAUUAAAAAUUGCUCACACAAACAACCGCAUUGUUUUACACAGUCCCCUAUCCACCCAUUCUUCAUUUUCUCCUCCAUUAUCGCUCCUAUUUAUUGUUCAUCGUUUUUCUUCUGCUUCUUUACCAUAUGUUAUUCUAAUCUCUCUCAUUCCUUCCAGAAUUUCAUCUAUCACACAGUUUUACAUCAAGAUUUUGCAUAGGAAUGUGAUCUUUGAUUUUAAAUUCGCUGAUCGCAUUGUGUGGGGGAUUUUGCUAUCUUUUUUUUUCCCUCUGAGAUGAAGUGAUCAAUUAGAUUAAUUAAUGUAGUGUUUGAAAUCAUUUCAUAUGCAAGAAGGAAACAUGUUUUUCGCUAGGCUAGACGAUUCGCCCAUGUUCCGUCAACAGAUCCAGUUGAUGGAAGAAAGUGCCGAGACAUUAAGGGAAAGAAGUAUCAAGUUUCAUAAAGGUUGUCGAAAAUACGUAGAUGGGCUUGGAGAAGCAUAUGAUAGAGAUAUUUCUUUUGCAAGCGCCCUUGAAGCUUUUGCUGGAGGACAUAAUGAUCCUAUCUCUGUGGCAUUUGGAGGCCCUGAUAUGACAAAGUUUGCAAUUGUACUGAGAGAAAUUGGAACGUACAAGGAAACUCUUCGGUCACAGGUAGAGCUUGUGCUGAAUGACAAACUUAUGCACUUUGCUAAUGUUGAUGCUCAAGACAUUAAGGAUGCCCACAAGCGCUUUGACAAGGCCACCAUUAUUUAUGAUCAGGUUCGAGAGAAAUUUUUAUCAUUGAGAAAAAGUGCAAGGAUAGACAUAGCUAGCGCCCUAGAAGAGGAACUCCACAAUGCAAGAUCAACUUUUGAGCAAACACGCUUUAAUCUGGUUGGCGCCCUUUCAGCAGUUGAGGCAAAGAAGAAGUUUGAGUUCUUAGAGGCUGUUGGAAAUACAAUGGAUGCACAUCUUCGUUAUUUCAAGCAAGGAUACGAGCUGUUGCAUCAAAUGGAGCCCUGCAUUAAUAAGGUCUUGGCUUCUGCACAAGAGGCAAGGGAAAAUUCGAACCAUGAGAUAUCAACUCUCAAUGAACGGAUGCAAGAUUACAUAAGGCAAGUUGAUGAAGAGGGAAGAAGGUCGUUUUGCAGGCCUAAGGAAUCUCCAAAUGUAGAUGCCAUACAGCCUGUUUUUAGAAGCUCUCAGAAAGUGAUAGAAGCAGUGAUGCAUGCUUCUGCUGGGGGGAAGGUACAAACCAUCAAACAAGGAUAUCUCUCUAAACGUUCCUCCAAUUUGAGAGGAGACUGGAAGAGAAGAUUUUUCGUUCUUGACAGCCGGGGAAUGCUGUACUAUUAUCGGAAGCAAUGGAGCAGGCCUUUCGGAGGCAGCAGUCAAACUCCCAUGCAUAGAAGUACUCCCUCUGAUUCAGGCUCCGGGCUGUUGAGUAGGUGGCUUUCAUCUCACUACCAUGGUGGUGUACACGAUGAAAAAUCUGUGGCACGUCAUACAGUGAACCUGCUAACAUCAACAAUAAAAGUCGAUGCGGAGCAGUUAGACCUGAGAUUUUGUUUCAGGAUUAUUUCACCAAUAAAAAACUACACUUUACAGGCAGAAAAUGCAGCAGAGCAAAUGGACUGGAUUGAAAAAAUAACAGGAGUUAUUACUUCUUUGCUACAAGCACCUGAAGUGUUCUGUUUCAGUCCAGGUAGUGACUGUAGUUCAGUAGAAAGUCCAGAUCAUGAUGUGAAGAAUUCCCAAGAAUGUAAAACCAAGAAGGAUCGUUCAGCUAGAAGUAUAAUGCGAGUCACCAGAAGUACCCUAAGGCUACAAGCUAACUUGAAAAAUGAGAAGCCAAUCGACGCAUUGAGUAAAGUGCCUGGAAAUGAUAAAUGUGCUGACUGCGGUGCACCUGAACCUGAUUGGGCAUCCUUGAAUCUUGGUAUUCUUAUAUGCAUUGAAUGCUCUGGCAUUCAUCGUAACCUUGGGGUGCAUAUAUCCAAGGUGAGAUCCUUAACACUUGAUGUGAAAGUCUGGGAACCUUCCGUCAUUUCUAUGUUUCAGGCGCUGGGUAAUGUCUUUGUCAACUCCAUAUGGGAAGGGUUGUUGCGAGCAAAUAGAACGAUUCAAGCUGAUGAACUACCGAUACGGUCGUUUGAAUCUGAGAAAUACAGACAGUUUUUCACCAAACCUCAUCACGCUGGUCAGACAGCACUUAAGGAGAAAUACAUUCAUGCAAAGUAUGUAGAAAAAUCUUUUGUUCUCAAACUAAAGGACACUUCAGUUGCUGAGCAAUUGUGGGAAAGUGUCCGUAUAAAUGACAAGAAAGCUGUCUACCGCCUUAUUGUUUUGUCAAAAGCAGAUGUCAAUGCAGUUUAUGGUCAAGGAUCAUCUGCGACAUGUAUAAGUUUAGCCAAUGUAAUGAAACCGAAUGAGCAGGAAAAUCCUGAUCAGAAAGUCCCUAGUCUGGAGGAUACCACCCCAAAAUCCUUGGGCCUACAAGAAGAUGACCUUUUUGAUGGUUGUUCAUUGCUUCACCUGGCCUGUCAAACAGCUGACGUUGGCAUGGUAGAGCUGCUCCUCCAGCAUGGGGCCAAUAUCAGUGCUUGUGAUUCCAAGGGUCAAACACCACUGCAUCAUAGCAUUUCAAGGGGAGGAAUUGCAAUCACAAAACUGUUGCUCACGAGGGGAGCCAACCCAGAAGCUGUUGACAAGAGAGGUAAAACCCCUCUUCAGCUCCUUGCAGAAUCAGCCAUCGAUGACGUCGAGAUCCUUGCUCUCAUGAAAAAUUCUGCCAGAUAGCACUUUUGCGAAAUCAAACAACAUUAUACCAAAAGAAACAUCAAGAACUCUUCUGCUCACACUUUGAGAUUGUAAGUAAAUUAUAUAGUUAUUAUUUAUUUCUAUGAGAAUUCAUACAGGGAGAAGAAGAUGAAGUAAUUGUAGAUAAUGUAGAGUAGUUGAUUCUAUGUUGUAUAUAAACUGCCAACUUAUUUGAUUAAUGAACAAUGUAAAGAUGUUUACAAUCUUAGUUUGCAAAUUAAUAAUUUGAAAGUGGAAGUUUUGUACCA